AUGGCGGCGGCGGCGGCCACGGGCGCUCGCUCCUGGUUCGGCGGCGGCGGCGGCGGCGGCGGCAGCUCAGGCUCGAGGUCGGGCUCGGGCUCGGGCUCGGGCUCCGGCUCCCGUCUAGGGAGCCCGGCCUCCAGCCCCCAGCUCGGCGGCGACGGCAAGGGCCGCCCGCAGCCCGGCCACACGGGCCAGGGGCAGGGCGCCGGGUCGGGGCAGGGACAGGAGCCGGGCCCCAAGCCCUCGGCGUCCCCCGCCGCUCCUCCGGGCCACAGCUUCAGAAAGGUGACGCUCACCAAGCCCACCUUCUGCCACUACUGCACCGACUUCAUCUGGGGACUGGCCGGCUUUCAGUGCGAGGUCUGCAACUUUAUGUCCCAUGAGAAAUGCGUGAAACAUGUGAAGAUCCCAUGUGCCUGUAUUGCUCCAAGCCUGGUCAGGGUUCCUGUCGCGCACUGUUUUGGUCCCCCUGGACACUACAAGAAGAAGUUCUGCAUUGUCUGCAGAAAGCCACUAGACUCCCUUGCAUUUCGCUGUGAAGUUUGUGAGCUGUAUGUGCAUGCCGACUGCGUCCCGUUUGCCUGCAGUGACUGCCGCCAGUGUCAUCAGGACGGCCACCAGGACCACGACACAUACCAUCAUCACUGGAGGGAGGGGAAUAUCUCAUCAAAUGCCCGCUGCGAGGUGUGUAAGAAGACCUGUGGGUCCUCAGAGGUGCUGUCAGGCAUGCGGUGUGAAUGGUGUGGCAUUCUGGCUCACACGGCCUGCUAUGCUGUCGUAACCCCCGAGUGCACAUUUGGCCGACUGAAGAACAUGAUUCUUCCCCCUAACUGUGUGCGUUUGUCCUCUCGAAAUUUCAGCAAAAUGCACUGCUUCCGGAUAUCAGAGAGCAUCCAUACGGAGCCAGAUGAUGGCGAUGAUGCUGUGGACACUGGCCCAACUCCAGGGUCAUUGAAAGAUGUCCAGAUUUCUACAGACUCCAGCAAACAGACACUGAAGAUCUUUGAUGGUAACGAUGCCGUGAAGCGCAACCAAUUCCGGCUGAUCACCACUCCCAGGAUAGCAAAGACCGGGGAGGUCGUGGAGGCGGCCUUGAGGGCUUAUUACAUUAAUGAGGACCAGCGAGACUUUGAGCUGCAGACACUGACCCAGCAGGCCAUGGCUGAUUGUGCAACUCACAAAAAUGGAGCCUCGGAGGACGCCAGCAGCACUAGCAUUCCCUCCACGUUCAGAGAGUCCAUGCCUGAAGCCUUAAUCAUUCAUGCCAAGCCCAAGGAUCGUGAAGUUAUAAAAAUUUACCCGGCUUGGCUGAAGGUUGGAAUGGCUUAUGUCUCCAUUCGAGUGGACAAAGAAAGUGCUGCACAGACAGUGAUGAAAGAAGUCCUCCCGUUACUGGGGCGACAGGCAGAAAGUCUCAAGAAUUUCCGGCUUGUGGAGGUGCUCAUGGGCAGUAAGCAAGUUCAGCGGAUGACACUGACUGAUGAGGAAUUAAUUCUCAGCAGGCUUAGAGACAUCCGAAAGACUUCCAUACGUCAAAUGAACCAAACAAGAUUUUAUGUGGUGGAAAACAGCGAUGCUGCCACACAAGUGAACCUGUUUGUUGGGGGCCUGCCCCCCCAGCUCUCUGCUAAAGAGUACACUCAUAUCCUAAAAGAGGAUUUGGCUAUCAAAACAAAUCUAGUGACCGUAACUCACGUUUACGCAAAUCAAGGGGCCGUUGUACUUGACAUCUCCUGUUUUUCGGAGGCAGAGAGAAUAUAUAUGCUCAUUAAGGAUACAGUGGUCCAGGACAAGCAGCUGACUGGAAUUGUGUUGCCAGAAGUGAUGCACACGAAGCUGCCCCCAGACUGCUGCCCACUCCUUGUGUUUGUGAACCCGAAAAGUGGAGGGCUGAAAGGCCGAGACCUGCUCUGUAGCUUCAGGAAACUGCUGAAUCCUCACCAGGUCUUUGAGCUCACCAAUGGAGGCCCUUUCCCUGGGUUUCACAUGUUCUCCCAAGUCCCCUGCUUCCGGGUCCUGGUGUGUGGUGGGGACGGCACCGUGGGCUGGGUGCUGGGAGCCCUGGAAGAGAUCCGGCACAAACUGGUAUGCCAAGAGCCUUCUGUGGCCAUCCUACCUCUGGGUACAGGUAAUGAUUUGGGCAGAGUGCUGCGCUGGGGAGCGGGCUACAGCGGGGAGGACCCAUUCUCCAUUCUGGUAUCCGUGGAUGAAGCUGACGAUGUCCUCAUGGACCGAUGGACAAUCCUUCUGGAUGCUCAGGAUGUUGUCGAGAACACUGAGAACGGAGUGGUUGAUCCUGAGCCCCCAAAAAUCGUACAGAUGAACAAUUACUGUGGACUUGGAAUUGAUGCAGAAUUGACUUUGGAUUUCCACCAUGCAAGAGAAGAGGAGCCAGGCAAAUUUAAUAGCAGAUUCCACAACAAAGGGGUGUAUGUCAAAGUCGGGUUACAGAAGAUCAGUCAUACCAGGAACCUCCACAAGGACAUCCGACUUCAAGUGGACCGGCAUGAUGUGGAAUUGCCAAAUAUCGAGGGGCUGAUCUUCAUCAACAUCCCCAGCUGGGGCUCUGGAGCUGAUCUCUGGGGAUCUGAUAACGAUGCUCGGUUUAAGAAGCCUCGGAUUGAUGACGGUUUGCUGGAGGUGGUUGGGGUAACGGGCGUCGUUCACAUGGGCCAAGUGCAGGGGGGAUUGCGCUCAGGGAUCCGGAUCGCCCAGGGCUCCUAUUUCCGGGUCACCCUCCUCAAGCCAAUUCCAGUACAGGUUGAUGGAGAGCCAUGGAUCCAGUCCCCAGGCCACAUGAUCAUUUCUGCUGCUGGACCAAAGGUUCACAUGUUGAAGAAGUCCAAGCAGAAGCCGAAAAAAGGAACAGGAAGCAUGAAGGAUGCCAAAAUUGAGAGCUCUGGAGGCUCAGAAGGAGAGCUGAAAUAGAAGAGGGUGUGGAGGCCAAAGCCAAUGAAUGCCUCCUGGUGUACCCCAGGGCUGGGGCAGGGAAUUGGGGAAAGAAGGCCUGCUGAUAUACCUUGUUCAUCGCUGCCUUUUCAUCGUGUUUCCUGUAUGUUAAGUCCCAUUUGCCCCUUGUGCUCUUUGGUUUGGAAAUGUAUGCAUUCCAUGGCUUUUCAGGAACCUAUUCCUUCAUCUUGAGGUUUGCCAUAUAAAGAAAUUAGAAGAAGAAACAGAUCAUCUCCAAUGUAGACUUGGGGAUAAGGUCACUCAUUAACACGCACCAGAAUCAAACUAGAAGCAUCUACUUAUCCAUUGAAUGCAAUUUCUGGCCCUUAGGUUGCUCUUCCCAGACUAAAAAGGGUUCUCAUGUACACAGCUGCUCCCAAGGAAACAAGAAUCAGAAAAGGCGUGGGCAUUCACCUCCAUUACUGAGGUCAGACUCAUCUGGCACCAGGGUGGCUUUUCAUUAAAUUCUUGGUUGUUGUGAAUGUUUAGAGAAAACUCUAAUGAUGCCUUAUCCAACCAGUUUCAGCUUUGGUCCCAUCCUGUCCAAAGCCACAGUUUGGUAAUACAAGUUAGAUUAAGGCCCUAACCAUAAUCAGUUUAUUCCCUUUGCCUUUGGAGUGUUUCGUGGAGAUAUUUAUGGAAUCAGUCACACCUACUAUAUCCCCUACUGCCGAGUGCUAGACUUUGUUGUGGUGAGAAUCUGUGGUUGACAUGUACGUAUAUUCCUAAUUGGGUGACAGAAGAUGUCAUCUCCAAUGGACACUAUAUGCCAAUCUUUAAAUAAUAGAUUUAAGGGUACCAAGGACUCCCAGUGUAUGUACAGUAGUGCCACUGAAUUAAAAUGAAUAUUAAAGACAAAAAAUACUCUCUGGAAAAAUUGAGGGAAAGGAAAAAAGAACAGAUGAGGUUUUGAGAAGAUAAAGGGUAAAGGGAGGGAUGAAUGCUGAUGCACAGUUUUUUGUCCUGUCCUUUGGACAAUAUCAUUUAGACAAAUCGCCUCCUAUUCCCACCAGAGGGCUUUGCACUGAGAACCAGGACAGGUGAUAUUGCUAUAAUAUCUUAUCUUCCCCCAUCGUGGGCUGCCCUCUGCAACCAGUCCCUUGAAGGGUGUUUUCUUGCCAUUACUUUCCUCCCAUUUUUACUGGCCUGUCCUUCUUUAGCAUCUUGGCCAGUGUGGUAGCUGAUUUGAUCAUGUAGACCUAAGAAUGAUACUUCGCUAAUGUGGGGACAGGCAAUGGGUAAUACGACUUCAUCUAUCUUAUAAGAAAGCUAUACUCUUUCAGAAUGAAAAUUAGCAUAAAGAAUUAGGCAUUUCCCUUUGGGAAAAAAAAAUACCCAUUCUGUGGAUUUCCUUAUUUCUGGCCAAAUGUGUGGGGUUCUAGAGGCUGGAUGAUGCACUAAAAUUAGAAGUAUUUUCUGAAGAUUUCAGAGGCACUCCAACUAGGAAGAUUGAGUUAACAAUGAAAAGGCAUCAUUUCUUUGUCUUGGUAGUUUUAUACCAGAUUUUUAGUCUGUGUCUACAUAAUGGAGCAAGUGGUCCCCAAGUGACCUCUGUCUGAAUAUUUGACCCCUUCCAUGCCAGAGACCGUUUCCUAUGGCACCCGAAGUGAGCUGGACAGUCUGCAUGAGUGAUUAGGUCUUUCCUUCCCUAAUGGUACUGACAGAUGUGCCUGGUGUUCUUGGGCAUUCAGCUUCAGAUCCCACCCUUCAGACCUGACCCACCUCCCUCAACCUCACACCCUACCUCUGGAUUAUUGUCGGGACCAGUAGUCACAACGUGACAGGGACCGUUUUGGUGAAACAUCCUACUGGGGUCUCUUUUAUUCAGCUGCCGUUGGCUAUAUACUCAGUCUUCUUUAAAUGGUGCUUUGGCCACAAGACAUUGGAUCGCUAGGGGACCUGGCCUCAUUCAUUAGAUGAAUGUCCCUAAUGUGUUAUCCUCUGGGCAAAUUGACUGCUAACCCAGCUGAGCUAACUAAAGAGGCAAGAAAGUUUACAUUUUGUCAGAAUGUAGGAUGGAUCCAUUUUUCAAGGGCUAUGAAUGUUUUCAGGAAAUAGAUAAGGCUGUCUGACUGCUGAUGUAAAUUUCCAAGGUUUCAGUUGCAAAUGCCUGUUUUACUUCAAAAUGAGGAUUUUUUUAAAAAUUUAUAUAUGUUAAAUCCAACCCAAAACUUAGGUAGAGAUUACAAAGUUUUCCUGUGCAUUAGGCCAAGUCCUCCAGUCCUUUGUUAAUCCCGUAGUAGUGUGGAAAGAGCCCUUCCUCUGGAGGUGGAUCAGAUCCCACUUCCCCCACCCCAUCCCACCCCACUGCCAGUGCUCACUACCUGUGUGGCCCCCUUCCUGAGCCUCCGUUUCAACAUCUAAUGGCUUUUUAGGGCCAUUCUUACCCCAAAUCUUUGAUCCUAACACAGUGUACUAGAAAUGUGGAGAUAUUUCAUUAGAAGAAAUUGAUCUAAAAAUGCUUUAAAAUAUAUGAGACAUUUUUUAUCAUCUCAUAUUCUAUAUUUUAUGGUCAGUAUUUUUAUAUUAAAGAAGCAUUGUGAUACAGCAGGGUACUUGAUUUCUCAGCAAGAAGGUUCAUGGUGGGUAAUAUCUCACUGAUAGGUGUUAGAGCUUACCUAGAGUCACUGUCAUCUCUAGGGGAGUGGACAUGGAGAAAUGUAGGGCUAUAUAGACAUAGGGCUUAUAGACCUUGUUUCCCAGGGGAGAGCAGAUGAGGCACUUGGAAUUUUCUUGCCUGAGCCAGGCAAACCCUAUUUUUAAGUGUUUGAAUUUUUGUAUGAAAGUAGGUGGUUAUCUGCUCUGAAAGCUAAAACAAAUGAAGCACAUAGCAAAAAGUAUUCCUUUUUCUUUUUAAGAUGUUUUAAAAUCUAACUUGGUCCAAUGAUGCCUCUGAAGCUACCCUUAGUAAGUGGGAUGCUGGUAUUUUUUAAUAUUUGAGAACACCGACCAUUGCAGAACUGGAGAGAAGCACAGAGAACUUUGAGUCCAGUGUUCUGGUUUGACAAAGGAAGAAAGUGAGGUCCAGAGUGAGGACGCAAUUUACCCACGUCCACUCUUAAUUGGGAGGGCUGGGAUUCUACCUCUCCUGCCUCUCAAUCUUGUGUUCUUUCCAUUCAUUAGAGCAGGCUGUCUUCUGCAGUAACUAAAACUGAAAAGCCUAUUGCCUACUUCCAGAGGUCAGAGAGAUGGGGAGAUUGCAGUGGUUACUGUCAUACUGGGGGUGGGGGAGUUGGGGGUGGAUCAAAGAUGUUCAUUUAAAUUUUAGUUACUUUAAGUGGGCAAUUUCUAAGGGAACAGUUCAUAGGGUAUGGGCUCAGGUAGCCAGCCAAGGAUAGCAGCCCCAAGUGGCCUUUCAAGCCUAUAUUUUUGCCACCACUUUGGUAAGAAGGCAUCCUGAAGCCAGGGUUGAGAGGCAGGAUUUUCUGUCCUGAGAGAAAGAGCGAUAAACAAAUUUUUUCCCCUCUUGUGUGAUCAUUUGUGCUGAAGUUUUCAGCCAUCUGAUGAUAGACUGAGGAUUAGAGGAGUGGAUUUUUGUCUUUCUAGAAGACAAAAGACUGUAGAUGUGAACAUCCGUACGUAGUUAAACUAUAGGACUCUCCCCCAUCCUUAGGCUAAUUGAGACCUUUCCUGUAUCAAUCCUUUCCAAGAUUCUGAUGGGUUGAAUGUCAAGCUGAGAACAAUCUGGGAGAUAUUUAUUUAGGGCCAACUAGUGCAGGAUUGUUGGAAAUGAUUGCCUGAAAAGAUCUUUUGAUUCUGAAAAUCUUGUGUAACAUUAUUUCAUUGUGCAAAACUCCAAAGAUUAAUUCCCCUCUUUAUAUAUUCCUGGAAGAUGUGACUUAAGGGUUGGUUCUCUUCUUUAAGGCAUUUGUGCUUUCAGACAUGAGAUUUAUAUGUUCAUCAACUUUGUGUUACCAAUGUCUGUGUCUGGGCCAGGGCCUAGAAGAGAUGAGACUUCCUCUUCAGCUCUUAGGUUCCCUGAAGUUUACAAAGAAUCAUUUCCAGCUGCUGGAACCUUGUCAACCCCAUUUAUUUGGAACUCUCUAGAUCAGAAUUUGUAAGUCAGGACCAGACUUGGGCCAAAGUUUACUUAUGAAUAUAGCUUUACUGAAUAAGUUAGCAGUGUAAAUAAAUACGUUUGAGUAGGGGCAAAGCAACUUUUAACCUACUUAAGAGAACAAAUUGUUCUCAAGCACUUUAGAAGCACACAUUUACUGAUAGUUAACAUGCAAAUUGCAAUAAUUCUUAUCAAUUCUUUGAAGCAGGCUACUUAUUUUGAGCCUAGUUGAGUUUCUGAAUGUACUUCAAAAUAGUAAGACUGAAUUUUUUUCUAAAAUUUUUUCUAAUUUGAAUUGUUCUCCAAUUCAGACUGACCUUCCCCAAAGUUAAUCUGAACCUAAUAUGCCUGGAUUCCCACAUAAAAAGGAUUAAAAAGUAGUUUUUGCUUUGUCUAGUUACCCCUGAAAAAGAAGGCUAAUUUUUAAAAUGUAUAAAGAUAAAUAAGAUGAUACAUGGGAUUUCCUUUGAGGAUCUCUGAAGGAAAGAAUUAUGUAAACUCCAGACUUUGGUUGUUGCUAUUUCUGUCUUAAAUUUUAUCUCUAUUUUAAAAGAACAGAAAAUCCCUUUAUUGUGAAGAAUCUAUCUGGACCAGUGGUCUGUGUACAGUAGAUGUUUAGGAAACAUUGAUGAAUGACUGACAGAUUAUGUAAUAUUUCUGCUUACAUUUUGAACCAAACUGGUUUCUGCAGAUAACAGGCCAUUAGGUCCCCAGGUGUAAAGACAAUGGCUUUCAGUGUUACUCAACUGGCCCCUGCUUCCUCCCGUGACCUUUCUGAAAGUGUGGUGUGGGACCGAGAGUUUGAGCCGGAGGCAGUCUUCGAUUGUGGAGGGAGCUGGACUUAGAUACCUCUCUGUCUAAACUGAAGUCCUUUGGAGUCUUUAUUUCAUCAGCUGUUGGCAAUAAACAGUGCACCCAUUUUCUUACUCUCAAAAGAAGUUUGGGUUCAUGAAGUCGUGGGCUUUGGAGAAUGCUUCUGAUGCUUUCCCUUUUUUGUUGUGGUAAGAAAUGAAGGGGCUGGGAAAAAAAACAAACCAAAAACAAAAUUUAAAAAGGAAAGAAUAGGCUGGCCCAACCCUCUUCAAGAUGAGCCAAGUUUGAGAAGCCGAGCCUCAGUAUGUGCUAACAUUGAGUUUUUUAAGUGUUGAAGUGGAAAUGACGUGGCUGAUGCCAAGGAAUCGGUCCAAGUGGGUCAGUCAGCACCGUCCAAUUCUGAUUUCUUGCUUAUCUUCCUUCCAGCUUCUGCCAAACUCUGUGAACAGAUGAAUUGUACCUGUAAACCAUUCCGUGAUGGAAUAUCAUUUCCUCAUCAUGUGCCUCCAGUAUGAGAAUUCUCAUUGCAUAUGUUUACUUGCAGUUUUUCAUCUUAAAAAAGAAAAAUUUAAUGGUGUUACUAGUUUCUGUUCGUUACUUGGCAAGCCACUGUGUUGGUUCCUGAUCUGUAAGAAUUAUUGUUUCUCAAUUGUAGUCAGUGUACAAAGAAAAUUAAGGUGAACUUUUUCUUUUUAUAUUUAAGUAUGAGUUUUGUCUUCAUGUCCCUAGACUGUUUUCUGUAUAUAUUUUGCAUUGUAGCCAUGUGGUGAUUUUCUUCUGACUGCACUUUGCACUGACCUGAAUUCUGAACUCUAUGUAUAAUUUAUGGGUAUCAGAGAUAGAAAAUAAUUUAUAUCUGUGACAAAUACAGUA
This is a messenger RNA of Vombatus ursinus (common wombat), 8686 nucleotides long. RefSeq names its product diacylglycerol kinase theta (gene DGKQ). The coding region runs from base 1 to 2922 and encodes 973 amino acids. The record is from RefSeq and is a predicted model, not a curated record. NCBI's taxonomy places the organism in Eukaryota, Metazoa, Chordata, Mammalia, Diprotodontia, Vombatidae. The transcript is spliced from 23 exons. Gene Ontology annotation, molecular function: ATP-dependent diacylglycerol kinase activity. Gene Ontology annotation, biological process: intracellular signal transduction; lipid phosphorylation; diacylglycerol metabolic process.